CUAAGUACUCAGAGCUUUUAAAAGGGUAGAGUAGAGUAGAGUAAACCGGUGCUUAAAUUCCUAAUUGAUUUUUUAAAAUUAUCCUCCCCCAGGGCGGAAAUUAGAGCUGUCGAUAGAAAUCAUCGGAAAAAUGCAGGAUUUUAACGUAGCUGUAUUCCGGUAGGAUGUGUCUAACUUCGUCCUCCUUCCUACAAAUGAUAGCAGUGAAGACACGACUCAUUGCUCUUUCGAAGUCGACUCUUCGUGAGAAAAAUUAGCUCUGUGAGCAGGUCAGGGGUCGACAAAGAUGGGGCCGUCUGGACUGCGAUGAGGAGGUAGAGGUUGUUGCUGUUGACGAGGCUGCGGUAGACCUCGUCACCAAUCGAGAGAGAACCGGAGUUAGAGCAAUUGAAACCGGCAGACGCGAUGCCCAAAUACUACGAAGAGAAAGAGACGGACUGGCGCGCGUGCGCAGGGGUGCGCGAGGAUCUGAGCACCUGUCUGUUGGAGAGUGCCUGUGUCAUCCAGGAAGGAAAAAGCCCCAGACUGUGCCUGAAGGAAGGACAUUGCAAAGCUUUGCAAGUUUUAUUUUUUGAAUGCAAAAGAUCAAUUUUGGAUAACAGAGCAAGAUUCAGAGGAAGAAAAGGAUACUGAAGCCUCGCUAUUAAGAAGCAACAAACAUGGGCAAUCUUGGAUGCACUGACACCUUGAGAUUAACAGACUGGAAUAAAGAGUUUAUCUUCUGCAGUUUCCUUGACUCUGUUUCAUUCCAGUGGAAAUUAUUUUUGUGUUAAAUACAUAAAGACUGAAGUUGCUGAAUACCAGAAGUACAACUAUGGAAAUGGUCUGGCAAUUUGUGGUGAUUACAUUUUAAAUAAAGUAUAUUGGAUUGCCAUAA
This is a messenger RNA of Rhineura floridana, 877 nucleotides long. RefSeq names its product cytochrome c oxidase assembly factor 5. The coding region runs from base 406 to 633 and encodes 75 amino acids. The transcript has 4 exons. Lineage: Eukaryota; Metazoa; Chordata; Lepidosauria; Squamata; Rhineuridae. The record is from RefSeq and is a predicted model, not a curated record. Gene Ontology annotation, cellular component: mitochondrion. Gene Ontology annotation, biological process: mitochondrial respiratory chain complex IV assembly.